Molecule: messenger RNA, 2425 nt
Organism: Mizuhopecten yessoensis (Yesso scallop)
Lineage: Eukaryota; Metazoa; Mollusca; Bivalvia; Pectinida; Pectinidae
Product: glutamate receptor ionotropic, kainate 3-like
Exons: 7
Coding region: 34-1434 (466 amino acids)
Biological process (GO): monoatomic ion transport
Cellular component (GO): membrane
Molecular function (GO): glutamate-gated receptor activity
Source: RefSeq, a predicted model, not a curated record
AACGUGUGUCGUAAGUUUGUGAUACACACGCUGAUGUGGCGAGGUGAUGGCCGGGAACUGUCACCAGUAGGGACCGUCAACUUAAAUGGAGACAUACUUUUACACUCCAGUAUAUUUCCUAAUGUACACUUCGGAUUUAACCAAAGGAAUUUUGUUGUUUCUACUCAACCGGUGUUCCCGUUUGAGUUCCAAACCAACACCUCAUUCGAAGGUCUGUGCAUAGAUCUACUGGCACAGUUGGCAGUAGAACUGAACUUCACUUUUGAAGUGAUAGUUCCCCCCGAUGGAGAUUUUGGAGUGAUGCUGGAUAAUGGCAGCUGGACAGGACUUAUAGGACAACUACAGAGGAAGGAUGUAGACCUUGUGGCUGCUCCUCUGUCAAUCACAAUGCAGAGGGAACGCGUCAUGGACUUCAUUCAUCCAUUUUUUCACGACCAUUCCGAAGUUUUAAUUCAGAAACCGGAUCCACAGGAAACAAAAUGGCGUACUUUGAUCGACCCAUACAGUGACACUGUCAUUAUCAGUAUCGGGUUGUCCCUGCCCCUCGCAUCCCUUGUACUUGUGGCACUGGAAAACAUCAGCCCCGUCUACAGUGGAGAUGAGAGAGAACCCAACGGAAGUGACCUUAACUCCUUCUUGGGAUCUUUCUGGUACCUAUUUGGAGCUCUUUUAACACAAGGUGGAAAGUACACACCCAAUGCUAUGUCUAGCCGGCUUUUUGUUGGCAUGUGGUGGCUUUUCUGUAUCAUAUCCUUGGCGACAUACAGCGGUAAUCUCAUCGCCUCCCUCACGGUAUCUAAGGAGAAGCUGCCAUUUAAAUCCCUCAAAGAGAUGGUCUCUCAGGAAAGAUUUAUUUGGGGAACGUUUGGUGGUACCGUAUUUGUCACCAUGUUCCAGGAGUCCGUGAUACCAGAGUACAAUGCCAUCUGGAGAGGAAUGGUUCGGUUUAACGCCACUGACCCCUCCGUUCUUAACAAGAACCCUGACCAACACAUGCAGAAAGUCCUGGGUGGAAACUAUGCCUACAUAGCGGCCAAAUCCGAAGUGGACACUCAGAUGACGAAGCAGUGUGGUCUUGCUACAAUAGACGAGAAAUUCCUACAUAUGCAAUACGCGUUUGGCGUACCCAAUAACUCACCAUACACUGAUAUAUUUUCUCUUAAAACUAUGAAGAUUUUAGAGAGUGGACUUAUGAAUGUUUGGGAGAGAAAAUGGUGGUCGCGACAGAAAAUGUGCUACGAGGCGACAUGGGAUCAGCAUAAGGUUAUAGACUUAAUGGAUGUGCAAAGUGCUUUCUACCUGAUCGGUAUAGGGAUUGUCCUGGCUUCACUCGUCAUCGGCGUAGAGUGGAUAUGUUUCAGAAUUAUCAGGAGGAACAGUAAACAUCAACCUGCUGAAUUAUACGCUACAGAUAUAUCGGCUUUACCGGUGUGAUAUUCGUUAAACAUUAUUCUACACACAUAUAUUGUGACCAUUUUUCCAAUCAUCCAUAAUUUUGUUUUUAAAUAAAAAAAAAAACUUGCUUUAAAGAAAUUAAAAAACACCAUCAGACCAUCAGACGGAUAAAAACAUUGAAGUAACGUAUUGAAUCAGAGAAGAAAUUUUGAACAAAGAUGGAAUACUUUUGUUUAUAAUAGGAAUGGGAUUGAGGUAACUGAUACAUGUUUCGUUAUCGGUUUUUACACCAUAAUAUAUUCAAUAGUAAUAACGAAAUUGUUUAACGCUUUACUUAUCUUAGAUAAGAGGGGUUGUGAAACGAUAAAUACUGAAAAAAUAUGUCUAUAAGUGCAUAUUAUUCCUUUAAUAUAUACGUUUCAACAUGUAUUUUCAUUCUAUAUUGAUCAUAAAAAAAAAAAAACUUUCCACAGAUAUGCUACAUUGUAGAAGUUUAACGGUGGCCAUCAUGACUUUGUUACUAGAAAAUGUCUAUGUGUAUUGGGACUGAAGAUUCAUCGCGUCACAGAUCGUUGUGGGCUGCUUAAUUUACUGAGUCUGACUAGAAAACAAAUGACCGAUGCCGCGUGAGAUACAGUCCAACCAAGCCUUUUAUAAAAACACAUGUAUUUCGCCCUCUGUUUCGUUUUUUUUUAUCUUGAUGUCCUCAGUUCCUGCUGGUGCCUUUUCCUGUUUCUUCAGAUACUGUCCUUGUACAUAUGUGUUGAUGCUGUUCUAUGCUAUUUUGGACAUGUUGCAACAUCAAGAAAGCAUGUGUCUGGAGUACUUUCAGUACUUUGAUUAUUUCUUACCUUAUACAUCUAUAUCGGAAUCAAGUAAAUCCAGCCUUGUAUAUUGAAAGAUGAACAUAACACACAGUUGAUUGCACCUUUAAAAAUUGGUACUGUAUAGAGAUAUACUGUAAAAUAAUAAAUUUUCGUGGGACAUUAAAUAUCGUUUAUUUCGUUGAUAACAAAAGUCAACGAAAUUA